Dermatophagoides pteronyssinus (European house dust mite) is the source of this 1341-nucleotide messenger RNA. RefSeq lists its product as uncharacterized. Lineage: Eukaryota; Metazoa; Arthropoda; Arachnida; Sarcoptiformes; Pyroglyphidae. Gene Ontology annotation, molecular function: molecular adaptor activity. Gene Ontology annotation, biological process: signaling. The record is from RefSeq and is a predicted model, not a curated record. Gene Ontology annotation, cellular component: postsynaptic specialization; glutamatergic synapse.
ACAGAAAAAAUGAUUGCAAAUCAACAGAAUUUUGAAUCAACACAGAAUUCAACAUCAACAAAUCAACCAUCAUAUGUAAAUAUUAGUCGUGUAAAUCAUGGUUAUGUACCAUAUAAUCGUUAUACAUCGGAAUAUCGUCGUGAUGAUUCCCUACUACGUAGUCCAAUUGAUGAUCGUUUUACAAGUCUUCCCACAGAAUCAUCGAAUAAAGGAUUUCUUCAACAAAAAGUUGAAAGUCUUUAUGGUGAAACAUUUGCCGAAGAUUGGAAUAAAAAUCGUGUAAAAAAAGGUCAAUCAAUUGAAAAAAGUAUUCAACCGAAUCCUAUUGAUCAAUCACCAGCUAAUCAAAUUAAAACAACAUUGGCAAGUAGUAAAUUAUUUCAGAAAAUAAAUUGCGUCGAUCAUACAGAUUCAUCCGAAGAUACAACAAAUAAAUCAUUCGAUAAAGAUUGGUGGCUAAGAGAACAUCAACCGCAAUCAAAUCGUAAUCCGAUUGAUGAUGGCCAAAAUGAUGGUCGAAUAUUUAUGGAAAAAAUCCAGGAACAAAAAUCAAGAAUACAGAAUAAAAUACAACAAGGUGAGAAAUGGCUAUCGAAUCCCAAAGACAUUCCCGAAGAAUGUAUAGGAAAGAUUCGUGCGGCCAUUGGAAAGGCAAAUCUUUUGUUGAAUAAAAAAUUUCAACAAUUUCAAAAACUUUGUGAAGAUAGUAUUAAUCAAACCGAUGGCCAACCAUUCAGAAUUAAAAAUGAUGAUCUACAAGGAUUUUGGGAUAUGGUCAUGAUACAAGUUGUAGAUAUAAAUCAAACAUUUGAUCAAUUGAUUCAAUUGAAACAAAAUCAAUGGAAUUUAUCAACAACAGAAGAAUAUUCUUCGGAUCAAUUAGAUUCCAAUCAUAAAACUAUGAGUCCUAAAUCGAGAAUUUACCCGCGACAACCAUCAAGCAACAUACAUGAAAUAACCACAUCAUCACCAAGAAAAUACGAUACAAACAAUAAUAAAACAUCAACAACUACCGAAAAUAUAAAUAGUCCACGCGAUGAUGAACGACAACGUCGUUUAAGGGAAAUUAAACGACGUGCUAAAAUGAUUAUGAAACAAGACGAUGAAUCAGAUGAUAUUCAAAUAUUUGCUCCAUCCAAAUAAUAUUAAUUGAUCACACAUACACAAUGACACACAAACACCUUUACCACACAUAAAUGAUGGUAUAGAAUCGUUUAUUCUUUCAAAAUUAAUAUUUUUUGUAGAUUUCAAUUUCACAUACCUGAUUUAAUCUGCUACGGUGCUAAACAAAUUAUUUUCGCGCCUUAUAUUACAUAGAUCUUUUUUCUAACCAAAUUAAUA